CGCGCAUUUUCCCCGCGUGUCUUUACCUCUCACCGGCCCUCAAGCUAUGGCGGGUCGCUCGCCGCUGCUGCGGACGCUGGAGGGGGAGGAGCACGUCUGGGUGGACGCGGAGCAAGGUGCCGAAGUCUUUGCCCGAAGGGCCGAGGAAGCCCUGGCGACGGGUGCAUCCCUCGUGGCUAUGGACGCGGAGUGGCAGGAUCCUUGCCCGUUAUCAGUGCUCCAGCUUGCGCUGUCCGUGGAUCCUACGAAGCCCCCGACAGUCUUCCUCAUCGACUUGGCCAGCUCGGUGUCCGAGCUGGGCCGCGUGUGGGCGCGGAGACUGCUGGCAGAGGCGCAGGUGCUGGCGUUCAGCCCCAAGGAAGAUGUGCGGCGUCUUCGAGCCGCCGGCUUGGUAGAAGGUGAGCCUUCCUGGGUGGACCUGCAGCUCUACAACUGGGGCCUGGGCCGCAUGCCGGGCUUGCAGGCCGUGGUGGCGCGGGCCUUGGGCCUGCGCAUGGACAAGAGCCUGCAGAUCUCGGACUGGAACCGGCGCCCGCUGAGCGCGGAGCAGCUGGAGUACGCGGCGCUGGACGCCAGCGUGUUGCUCCGCCUCCACCGCUGCAACAUCGCCGCCCUGCCGCGCCUGGACGUUGCCUCCGCCUCGGAGACGUCGGCGUCGGCUUCGGCGGCAAGUUGCUUCCGGGACGACCUGGGCAUGGCGCAAGAGAAGGAGCGGUGGAACCAUUUCCGCUCGCUGGAGCACCGGCAGCGGCCGCGGUUGCUGAGCGGCGACAACGCCUUGUCUGCGCGGGACCGGAACGGCGACCUUGGUUUCAUCUUACCGGCGUCGCUGAACCGGCUGAUGCGGAAGCUCCGCGGCCUGGGCCUCGACACUGAGAUGCUGGCGGAGGGUGCGCCAGCGCGGCGACUGGUGGAGUGCGCUGAGGAGAGUGACAGGAUCAUCCUCUACUACAGCACCAAGAACCUUUUGCCCUCCAAAGCCGCACACCGCACCUACAUGCUGCGCAGCACCUCUCCGGAUGAGCAGGUGCGAGAGAUCAUCGAGGCCUUCGAGGUGGACCUGGACUCGGACUGCCUCUGCGGGCGCUGCGUGCAGUGCAACGCCUGGGACUGGCAGCUGGUGGGCCGCCAGGAGCUGCGGGACCACCCCAAGGUGGCGGCGAAGACCCUGGAGGCUUUCGAUGAGUUUUGGCUCUGUGGAGGUUGUGGCAAAGUCUACUGGGAGGGGAAGAUGUUCGUGAAGGCAUUGGAUCAUUUCCGGACCUUCAUGCCCAAGGAAGGCCGGGAGGGAGGCGAGGAAAUGGCCGCCCGGAGUCAGGAGUUGGAGAGCCUGGGUUGGAGCUCCUCGCGUGUACGCGCCGCCAUGGUGCGAGAGGGGUGGAUCAGCGCGGAGCAAGCGCUGGACGACGCGAGCUCCACCAGCGGGUAUGGAGCCUCAUCCAGCCCGAGCAGGGUGGCCUGCGCGCGAUCCUCUGGCCUGAGGGCGGCGUUGGUCGUGCCGGUGCUAUUCCUAUUUGCCGGCAACUUGCCGACGCUGCCAGUGCUGGCCAAACCACAUAACUCGGGAGCGCCGGCGUGGCGUAAUGGCUUCCGAGCUCAGGUUUUUGGUCCGAGCGAUGGUCGAGGGACUGCGCCGCUCUACACGGGCUGGCUGCGGCACCGCGCCUGACGGAUUCGCCUGAUCGAACCAAAUCUUGCUGCCGCUGCGACCGACCGCCCUCAGUGACAUGCAGCUGGCGCGGAUUUCAACUCGCCGGCACUCUUCCCGUAAAGCGGGGAGCAGGGUGUUGCCUCUCGACCAGUUUGACAAACAGGGUUUGGCCAACCGUCUGUUGC
Messenger RNA from Effrenium voratum, 1836 nucleotides. The record is from the annotation of a GenBank genome assembly. NCBI's taxonomy places the organism in Eukaryota, Dinophyceae, Suessiales, Symbiodiniaceae.